Molecule: messenger RNA, 3387 nt
Organism: Daphnia magna
Lineage: Eukaryota; Metazoa; Arthropoda; Branchiopoda; Diplostraca; Daphniidae
Product: transcription factor SPT20 homolog
Exons: 2
Coding region: 827-2215 (462 amino acids)
Source: RefSeq, a predicted model, not a curated record
GUGCCUGGGCCACAGUUCAGUUACCUGCCACCGUGGUCCGUCAACGGACGUGUCUCGGCAUCUAUCUCCAAUUUCUUUCGUUUUCUCUGCAUUUUUCAUUUCAUUUUUGUUUUUUUUUACCUGUAGUCUCUCAAGAGGGGCUCACCUCUAUUUGAAAAAACGCCAAUAGAGGCCAGUGCUAUAGGAAAACGGACAAAUCUGGCCGUUAUAGUUGUUCCCCUCUGAAAGAAACAGCGUCGGCUUCUUCAUGUCGGACAGUAGGCCAAAGUGAAGUCAGUGGAACGGCUUCGAAAUCAUUUUCGUCUUUUAAAAAGAGAGAGAAAAAGAAAAAAGGAAACAUUCAAAUUUAGGAAAAAACAAAAAAAAACAGUCGAUACUCGUUGACCGAGCAAUUGUGCUAUUCCCCACUACGGUGGUAACUAACGUGAUUGCGCUUCAUUAACAACAGAUUUUGUGUAUGUGUGUGUGAGUGUGUGUGGCUAUUUUGUUGAACUGAACUAUUUCCGAAGAGAAAGAAAAGUUACCGCCGUUUGUGUUUUUUUUUAUGUGCCGUGACUUGCGGGAAUCCCGCACGCGCGCUCACGUCAACCCCCAUCCCUUUUUUCAGUGCUGGUGCAUUCAAAAAAAGAAAAGAAAAGAAAAAUCUUUUUUUGUUUUGUUUUUAAGUGAACCACCGUAUGCCCUGCAUAGCUGAUUAGCAACAACCCAUUUCGACAUAAUCACACCGAAGGAGAAUACACCACCCGAUUGUGUGUCUGUGUGUGUCUGUGUGUGUCUAUGACAAUUGCUACAAGGUCUUUCAACUUAACAAUUUUCUACUUCAAAGAUGGAGAAUCGCAUCGAAGAACUGGAGCGAGAACUGAAAGAGACGGGCGAGCAGUUGGCGCUGACGCGCGAGCAGCUGCGGCUGCAGAGCCGACGCGCGCGCCAGCUGGUGGCCGCUUGUUCAACUAAAGUGGAGGAAAAAGAGCGCGAAAUGCGAAUGCUACGGGUUCUCAAAGACGGCCAGCUUCAGUCCAUCGUCCGCAAAUUGCUCCACUUCGAGAGUCUUUUGCGUCAGGAACAGAAGCGGGUCGUCGAAAUCGUCCGCCAAAAAGAUCAAAUCAUUUGGACGCAAUCGACUGAACUUGACCAACUGAGGCAGGCCAAUCGCAAGCUCCUGAUGGCCGCCAGCCAGGACCCUGACGACUCGUCAUCUGUCUCUAAUCCAGCCGCAUCCAAAAUGGCCAAACUCGAUCCGGAAAACAAGGAAAACGUCGAGCAAAACGAAUCGCAAACGAAGACCAAUCAACAACAACAAAUGGAGACGCCGCUAGUGACGAAAAUGGUCCGCCGAUUCGAGCCCGCACCCUCGACUGUCGCCUCGAAAAAACCCGAAAUCCCAAAGAAACCAGCCCGUCUGUUGGCGGCUGUCGCCCCGACCCCGGCCGUUGCCAUCCAGCAACCCGUGACGGUGAGCAAGGGCGUCGUGCGCACAGACUCCGUCAACGAUCACGGCUACUUCACGUUGGAAAAGAGAAAACCUGUUCGUAUGAGCGUCACGCCGACGCCCGUCCAAGUAACAGAACCCCAGCAAAAUCCGUCUCCCCGCGAUCCGCCCGCAGCCGAUCGCGUCGUGGAUGAAAUGGAUCUGCGACACAAUUUCGAAGAGUUCCAUCUGAUGGACAGUCUGGAAGAAGAGGAGCAGCAACAACAACAGCAGCAGCUCUUGUUCCAACAACAUUCCGAAACGACCAUCAUGACAACGACACCUCCACGGACGCCGGACCGGAGUAGCGGCGACGGCGCCGAGUGGAACAGUAGCAGCGCCAGCAGCGGUGGCAGCAGCAGUUUGCAGCUAACGCCGCCGCACAACGGCAUGGCCGACUGCACAUCGUUGAGCAUUUGCGCCGGGUCGGUGCAAAUCCUGCCGCAACUGGGCGACGCGACGCCGACGUCUGGCGUCCAGUUCGACCGUUUCCUAGACGCCAGCGGUUUGACGCAAAAGUCGAUCCUGACGCCGAGUCGGUUGCUAAGCAACCACAAAAACAUGCUCAAGCCCAAGGACGUGAAACUUCGGCACAUGAUCAACAAAGCCGCUCACGCCCCCAACGCCUUCAACAACUGCCGUUCCAGCGAGUCCCUCCUAUUAUCGGUGGCCGGUGAUUCAGCCCGUUUGCAUCAUCACCACCAUUCCACUAAUCAAGUCCGUUACUAUGUCGAACCAUUCCUAUGAAAAAAAAAAAAAACGAAAAACGAAACCCAAACGAGGAAAAAUCGUAAAAAGAGAGGGGGGACGUCGUGAAACGGCACAAAAUUUUCCGUUAAAAAAAGGGGGGAGCAGAAAAGAAAAAAAGAAGGGGAAUAGCUUUUUGAUGGGCUAAAUCGUUCAUCAUGAAAUUAUUGUAUUUUUUUUUUCUUCUCUUUCGGCUAACAAACAAAAUUUAUUUUUUUUAUUUUUGCUUCUUUUUUUUUGUGCUGUCUGUUUUUCCUGUUUUAUUUUUGUUGCCGCAAAUAACGAGCGGUAGAUGACCAUUUUCGGAGCGGGAAUAUUCGUGAUCUAUCAGAAGGGGGGGAGAGAAAGUGGUGGAUUCAAAUCCGACCUCGACGUUUUUUUUUUAUCUACGACCAAAAAAAAAAAAAUAAUUUUCUUUUGUUCUUUUGUUAACUUUUUCUUUGUUUGUUUCAUUUUUGCGUGAGAUAAAGCAAAACUUUUAAGCGCAAAAAUUGUGACCAAAAAAUAAAACAAAUUGUUUGUAACAGUAGCCGUUCCCCGUCCUUACAGGUCCCACACACACACAAACUAAAAGGGAGGUCCAUCCAGUAAUCUAUCUAAAAAAAAUAAAUAACAAAAAAUAACAAUAAUAAUUCAUGCAACCGCAAAACGAAAUGACAAAAAUAUUUUGAAUGACGUAUUGAUUUUUCGUGCGUGUCUGUGUGAUAUGGCGCCGCCUGGAUAUACCCCUUCGGGAUAUACGGAUCGCAGCUACAGCACAAAGAAAUAUGGAAUCCCAUUUACCAGUCGUCUGUUAUGCUAAUAAAAAAUAAAAAAAAUCUCCCUCCCAUGCGAGUUUCUCGACAUUACGAUCACAACGUUAGAUGGAAAACGUCGUCCUGACUAUAAGAUAUGAUAAUAUUCUCGUCGUCAUCCUCUUGUGUCUCCCGCGCAUCAAAAACAUUAUAUACAUACAAGUGUAUCUGCUGUAUAAGGAAUUUCUCAAAUGUAUUAUUUUUUACGGCUAUUUUCAUCUUUUCCCUCUUGUUUCCCUAUACUCUUCCUUUCCCUUUUUUUUUUCCCCCAAGCAAAAAAACAAAACACAAUAGCUAAGAAAAUGGCGGAUAUCAUAAUUAUUAUUAGAAUAAUCCUUGAAUGUACAGACAACCAAAUAUAUAUCAUAUAUACCAGAA